This is a messenger RNA of Rhinolophus ferrumequinum (greater horseshoe bat), 501 nucleotides long. RefSeq names its product chromosome 25 C22orf15 homolog (gene C25H22orf15). The record is from RefSeq and is a predicted model, not a curated record. The transcript has 6 exons. NCBI's taxonomy places the organism in Eukaryota, Metazoa, Chordata, Mammalia, Chiroptera, Rhinolophidae.
AUGGAGACCAGAAAUCGGCGUAUCUUCUCCCCUGCAACCGUGUUUAUCACAGUGCUAUUUGGAGCCGGCUGCAGGGAGCUGGUGAACCCCUGUUGCAAUCUGGUGACUCUCAUUGCCCACCUGAGGAAGAGGGGGUAGGUGCCCCCAGAUGCAACCAUUGCCCUCCUGGCUGAGGAUGGGCACCUGGUGAAUCUGGACAAGGGCCUGGUGGGGGCUCCCUGGGCCCCCUCCACAGGCAGCCCCCUGCUGCAGGAGCAUGGGACCUAUGUCCUUGUGCAGAUCAUCAAUGGGGAGGGUGGGGCUCCUACCUGCUAUGAGUCCCUAUUGGAGAACCUGGAUGACCGAUGUCCAGAGCUGGCAGAGGAGCUGCGCUGGCUGUCAGGCCUACCCCCCAUGGGCAACAAACAGCCAGAGGAGGUGCCUGGGGAACUGGCCUUGCUCCUGAUUGGCCCUCAUUCAAGGGCCCAGAGGUUGGGCUCCCUGCUGUCCAGGACCCGCUAG